AUGCCUAGCUACAUUGUUACCUGCAAGGACGAUGCCAGUGACGACCAGAUCAAGGCCGCCAAGCAACAUGCCAUCGACCAGGGAGGCAAGAUUACCCAUGAAUAUACCCUGAUCAAGGGCUUCGCAGUUUCUUUCGACAAGGACGUCAUGACGACUCUGGAGUCAAACGAACAUGUCAAGGCCGUUGAGGUGGAUGGUGAGGUCAAGGCAUUCUGA
This is a messenger RNA of Pochonia chlamydosporia 170, 216 nucleotides long. RefSeq names its product peptidase inhibitor i9 domain-containing protein. The record is from RefSeq and is a predicted model, not a curated record. The coding region runs from base 1 to 216 and encodes 71 amino acids. The transcript has 4 exons. NCBI's taxonomy places the organism in Eukaryota, Fungi, Ascomycota, Sordariomycetes, Hypocreales, Clavicipitaceae. Gene Ontology annotation, molecular function: endopeptidase inhibitor activity. Gene Ontology annotation, biological process: vacuole fusion, non-autophagic.